Messenger RNA from Botrytis byssoidea, 675 nucleotides. RefSeq lists its product as uncharacterized. Bases 1 to 675 code for a protein of 224 amino acids. Lineage: Eukaryota; Fungi; Ascomycota; Leotiomycetes; Helotiales; Sclerotiniaceae. The transcript has a single exon. The record is from RefSeq and is a predicted model, not a curated record.
AUGCCAGUCUCUUUCCAAUCUGACGCUUCCCGUAGAGUUCAUUUUGACACCAAUGUCGCCGAAUCUCCCUACAAUGGACCAACAGUUACCCGCAAGCCUGUAAACGACGAGUAUUACCUUCACAUGAUGUUUACCGAGAAGAAGAUGUGGAUCAAAUCGGCUCUGAUGUCACAGGAUGAGUCCGAGAUGUCAGAUCAAGAGCGUGGUGAAGCACAGCGCCGUUUUCAGUUCAAACCCGAGACGAAGGCUGUUCGUCAAAAUCAUAUUAGAUUUUUCGACGCUCCCAAAACCUCUCCUUGUAAGGGCGUCGAGGUUACUCAAAAAUCUAAUGUAGAAGACUACUAUAGCCGCAUGGUCGCAAUUGAAUCGAGAUUGUGGCAAGAGGCAAACUCCAAAGAACAAGCCGAAGCAGAAAGCUUAGAAGAAGCCUCUCAUGGUGUCCUACGCCAGGUUAGAUUCCAAGACACUAUCUCGAAACCAUCAAUUAACAGCAACAAACCUCACAAGAAUAACACUAAGAAUCGACUCUAUAAUCGAAUGGUGAAGUUGGAAACCAAAAUCUGGAUUGAGGGCGGUGAUAAUACGCAGAGCAAUGCAGAUAAUAAGAUUGAAGACGAAAUGUCUCCCAUUGAAGCCAACCAUUUUCAAUCUCGAAAUGGAAAAACCGAAAUUUAG